Ficedula albicollis (Collared flycatcher) is the source of this 4888-nucleotide messenger RNA. It is a transcript of the gene FBXL4, whose product is annotated as F-box and leucine-rich repeat protein 4. Gene Ontology annotation, molecular function: protein binding. The coding region runs from base 755 to 2617 and encodes 620 amino acids. Lineage: Eukaryota; Metazoa; Chordata; Aves; Passeriformes; Muscicapidae. Gene Ontology annotation, biological process: SCF-dependent proteasomal ubiquitin-dependent protein catabolic process. Gene Ontology annotation, cellular component: SCF ubiquitin ligase complex. The record is from RefSeq and is a predicted model, not a curated record. The transcript has 9 exons.
UCGGUAGAGAGCGCGGGCCCCGAGGAGCGGGACGGGGUAGGGUUGGGAUGGGAUGGAGCAGGGAGGAGGGCAGCGACAGUGCUGGGACCAGACAAAGCGGGCAGGGCUGGGCACGGGUUGUGCUCCUCUCCCCUGCGGGUCCGCCGCCGCCGCUCGGUCCGUGCGCUCUUACACACUCACGGCUUCACCCAGUUGUCCGAUCACACCACGGCAGAAAGCAGGAUAGGAGCUGAACUAGCGAUACUAUCUUAUUUUAUUUUUUAGGUGUGUGCUUUGGGGUGCUUCACUUCUUGUGGAUUGUUAUUUGCUGCUGUCAGUUUGUCAGUGCAGGCUGGCAGAUGGACAUCACUGCAUGUGAACGGACAUGACUGGGACGAGAGAACACGGUCUUAAGCUGUGCCAGGGGAGAUUGAGGUUGGCCAUGAGGAAGAAUUCAUGGAAGGGGUGACUAGACACUGGAAUGGGCUGCCCAGGGAGGUGAUGGAGUCACUGUCCUUGGAGAAUUAAAAUGCUUUCUAUGGGGACUUCUGCUUCUGAUGCCAGGACUCUUCUGAAGACCUCGUUUGUUGCAUGGUUUAAAGGAAGAUGAUGUUGUUAGUGAAUACUGAGCAUCCUUCAGGAGGCUGAUGACUCCUCUGUCAUUGGUGUGUGCUGUCAUGGACAACUUCAAAUGCUCUUUUUCAAAACACCACAGGCAGUUAAUGCAACUUACAAAGGACUCCUGACUUUCUGCAUCUUCCUAAGUCCAAUCUAAAUGUCACCAGUGUUUCCCAUGUUAACAGUUCUGAGCAUGUUUUACUACAUGUGCCUUCGGCGCCGAGCUAGGACAGCGACGAGAGGGGAAAUGAACAGUCGCAGGGCUAUUGAGUCCAACACCCGAGCCUUACCUAUCAAUGUUGAAAUAGUUCAGUAUGCCAAAGAAGUGCUGGAUUUCAGCUCUCACUACGGCAGUGAGAACAGCAUGUCGUAUACCAUGUGGAAUUUAGCGGGUAUUCCCAACGUGUACCCUAGUUCUGGUGACUUCACCCAGACUGCCGUCUUCCGAACUUACGGGACCUGGUGGGAUCGUUGCCCGAGCGCUCGGCUGCCUUUCAAGAGGACACCAUCCACCUUCUGUAGCCAGGACUAUGUGGAACUUGCUUUUGAAGAGCCAGUUUAUCCCACUGCAGUGCACAUUCUGGAAACCUAUCAUCCUGGAGCUAUAGUCAGGAUUUUGGCAUGCUCUGCAAAUCCUUACUCACAAAAUCCACCAGCUGAAGUAAGAUGGGAAAUACUUUGGUCUGAGGCACCUACAAAGGUGAAUGGUCCUCAGGCUCGGCAGUUCACACCUUGUAUCAAACAGAUAAACUUUCCCACAAACCUAAUCCGGCUGGAAGUGAACAGCUCCCUCCUGGACUAUUACACUGAAUUGGAUGCAGUAGUGCUACAUGGUGUGAAAGAGAGGCCUGUGCUUUCACUUAAGACUUCAAUGAUUGAUAUGAAUGAUAUAGAUGAAGAGGAGGAUGAAGAAAAAUUUGCAUGUGGAAUGGACACCCUUAAUAAACAGUUCAGCAUUGUUACUCUCAGGGAAUGGCCAACUAAUGGAUAUUUUGAUAAACUGCCUUAUGAGCUCAUCCAGUUGAUUUUGAGUCACCUUACAGUACCAGACCUGUGUAGACUAGCACAAACUUGUAAGCUACUGUAUCAACAUUGCUGUGAUCCUCUACAGUACAUUCAUCUCAGUUUACAACCUUACUGGGCAAGGAUUAAUGACACAUCCCUGGAGUACCUACAGUCUCGCUGCACUCUCAUCCAGUGGCUGAAUUUAUCUUGGACUGGAAACAGGGGAGCCAUCUCUGUUUCUGGAUUUAGCAGAUUCCUGAAAGUCUGUGGCUCUGAACUAGUACGUCUUGAGUUGUCUUGUGGCCAUUUCCUCAAUGAAACGUGCUUGGAGGUCAUCACUGAAAUGUGUCCAAAUCUUCAGGAAUUAAAUCUCUCAUCAUGUGAUAAAAUACCACCUCAGGCUUUCAACCACAUAGCCAAAGUGGGCAGCCUAAAGCGUCUCAUUCUCUACAGAACGAAAGUGGAGCAAACAGCCCUGCUCAGUAUUUUGAACUUCUGCUCGGAGCUGCAACACCUCAGUCUGGGCAGCUGUGUCAUGAUUGAAGACUAUGACCUUAUAGCGAGCAUGAUGGGAGCAAAAUGCAAAAAGCUUCGCAGUCUGGAUUUGUGGAGAUGCAAAAACAUAACUGAAAGCGGGAUCGCGGAAUUGGCUUCAGGCUGCCAGCUUUUGGAAGAGCUUGAUCUUGGUUGGUGCCCUACGCUGCAGAGCAGCACAGGCUGCUUCACAAACCUUGCGCGCAAGCUCCCGAAUUUGCAGAAGCUCUUUCUGACGGCCAACAGGUCUGUGUGUGACACAGACAUCGAGGAGCUCGCUGCCAACUGUACGCACUUACGGCAGCUGGAUAUACUGGGAACGAGGAUGGUGAGCCCUGCAUCUUUAAGAAAAUUGCUGGAGUCUUGUAAAGAUCUUUCUUUACUCGAUGUGUCCUUCUGUUCGCAGAUUGAUAAUAGAGUUGUGCUAGAACUGAAUGCCAACUUUCCUAAUGUGUUCAUAAAAAAGAGCUUCACCCAGUGACUCUGUACAUAUGCUGCUGUGGGACUCGUUUGACAGAGUUGUUUUCCUGUAAAUUUGUGCUAAUUUUUUUAAGGAGAAUAUAAAUCUGCUAUAAAAUAGUGGAAAGUAUUAAUUAUCUACACAAAUGGGUAAAAUACAUUUAAAUGUAUUAUGUUUCUUAAAGUUGAUAUUGUACCUAAGAAUUAUUUUAUUCUGUUAAUUGGUGGCACUGCAUGUUUUUAAAUACCAGCCAUAUGUCUGGCUUUAAUGAGAAGCAAAUGAAUAUCUUCUUAAAUGUCCCUUCACAGGGUGUUAUACACAGUACACUAUGUUAAUAUCCAGGUGAAAGCAGAAGUUCAAUAUUUAUCAGUAAAGAAAAUAUGGGUGCUUCCUUUUCAUGUGUUUGUGUGUGUAUAUAUAAAUGUGUACAUAUGUAUUUGUAUAUACAUACACAGAUAUUGUAGCAUUCUAGUUUGGCCUGCAGCAUAAGAUUUUAUGAUCUGGCCUAUAAUUAGUUAUUUGGAAGCCAGUUUAAGUGUGUAUAAGAGGAGAUAGAAAAGGCACUUUGUCGUCUUCAAGUUUUGGCAGUGAAUUGUAUCUGAUACAGUUUUCUCCCUUCCUUCACAUGAAGUAGAUGUAAUGAUGUUUUACAAUCCAGCCUAAGCAACACAACAAAUAAAUGGAAGAACCUGCACCACCUGAACUUAGAACAGAAAUGAAAGAUAAAAUUGACAGCUGCUUCUUGGUACUGAGAUAUAAAGUUUAAGCCAGGUACUUAAUAUCAUAAUGGACAAUGUGUGGAAAACUCCAGAGUAGUUUUCUUUUUCAAAUUUCUGUCAUGGUCAAGACUUGAUUUUUGAUACAUCUAGUUAUUGUGCAGAGUACCAUGAAAACUAGAACUUAGUUUCGUUAGCAGCUGUCCUUUCACUGGCAUCAAAUCUCCUGUCAGGUGUAAAAACAAGCAUCUUUGUUCAGUAAAACAGCAAUGAAAAUAUAAUGGUUUAAAACAAGGGCAAUAUGAUUUGAUGACUUUUAUGAUCACCAAACCUUAGUACUGGAUUUGUUUUGUUUGGGUUUUUGUUUCAUUUUGUUUUUCCAAGAAGAGAGUAGCUCAAAGUACUGUUGCAUUCUCUGUUUAAGACUGCUUAACCUCUGGAGAAGGAAAACUGUUGAUGGGCAAUUUCUGGGAGUUUUUUUCCUUUUGCACUUUCUUGAAUGAAGGUUUUCUCUCUUUUUUUCUUUGAAUACCACUGCUAGGGUAUGUUGCUAUGUACAGCUUUGGUUUAGAAAUUUACCUUUUUAGCCAUUGUUGAUGCAUAUGGACCAUAAAAUAUACGCUGUCUUUUGAUACUGCUCCUGUUAUUCUUGUAUUGAUGGCACUUAUUACCUACUGGAAUAGGAAGAAAAAUACUUUGUCUGAGAGAAGUACAGUAUUGUACUGAAGAUCAGUGACAAAGAACACUUCAGUUCAUGCAGUAAAUAACCAACUGCUACUAGAGGACUUUUGCAAAUGGCUAAAAAUCUGACAAUCUCUGUGAGUCCUGAAUGACUGCUUUGAACUCUUUGUGCUGGUGCCAAUACUUUAUAAACCAUGUCAUGAAACAGCUACAGAACAUCUAUCUGAUUUUAUUGAAAGACCUACUUCUUCAGAUUUUUAAAUUUUGCUGAAUCUCUGGGGAAUUCCAGAUCCAAAGAAGGGCAUGCACAGUUGGCUUUUUGAUUUUUUUUUUCCUCAACACAGAUGGCACUAUGGGAUUUCCAACUAGUUUAUGCCAUUCCAUUUUUUUCUUCUUUAGAAAUCUGGGCAUUGUCAGAGAACUUUAGAUUGAUUUACUUUUUUUGUUCUGCACUGAAAAAUGUCAGCUUUGGUAUUAUUCUCUGUGAGACCUCAUUUUUCUCAGUCAUGUUUGGAUUCAUUUGUUUUUCUGUGGACUUUUAACUUUUUUAGUCUGUAUUUUUCAUUGUAAUUGAGGAUUAAACGUUAUUAUUCUAGUUACAGGAGAACACAGGUACAGAUAAUGGGAGUUUACAAAGAACAGAGUUUCAAAACAAAAGUUUUUGUUGUAAAAUUUUACUUCUCAGGGGUUGUUCUGUGUUUAUCUCCUUUUUUCUCUAGAGAUUUGUUUUGUUUGUUUUUCAAUGUAAAUAGAAUGGGAUGUGGAUGAAGUGAUACCCAUUGUGCCUUCAAACUGGUAAACUUGGUAGAUAACACAGUUUAACUUCUCAUCAGUGAAUCAAAUAAGUGUUUUUGUAAUCGUGUACGUGUAAAGAAUUUCAUUCUCUUGCUUUUUA